This is a messenger RNA of Chrysochloris asiatica (Cape golden mole), 1470 nucleotides long. RefSeq names its product DPH2 homolog (S. cerevisiae) (gene DPH2). NCBI's taxonomy places the organism in Eukaryota, Metazoa, Chordata, Mammalia, Afrosoricida, Chrysochloridae. The coding region runs from base 1 to 1470 and encodes 489 amino acids. Gene Ontology annotation, biological process: protein histidyl modification to diphthamide. The transcript is spliced from 6 exons. The record is from RefSeq and is a predicted model, not a curated record. Gene Ontology annotation, molecular function: 2-(3-amino-3-carboxypropyl)histidine synthase activity.
AUGGAAUCUACGUUCAGCAGCCCAGCGGAGGCGGUGUUGCAGCGGGAGGCGGGCGCCGCGGACCUGCUCACUCCUCUCACGGACUUGGAUCGAGUGUAUGAGCUGGAGCGAGUCGUUGGAUUUGUCCGUGACCUAGGGUGUCAGCGGGUGGCCUUACAAUUCCCGGAUCAGCUUCUGGGAGAUGCUGGGGCCGUGGCUACACGACUGGAGGAGAUCACGGGGUCCAAGAUGUUCAUUCUGGGAGACACAGCCUAUGGCAGCUGCUGUGUGGACGUGCUAGGUGCUGAGCAAGCUGGAGCUCAGGCUCUUGUACAUUUUGGCCCUGCCUGCUUGAGCCCCCCAGCCCGCCCUCUGCCUGUCACCUUCAUCCUUGGUCAGCGCUCUGUGGCCUUGGAGCUCUGUGCCAAGGCCUUUGAGGCCCUGAGUCCGGACCCCACAGCUCCCAUGGUGCUGCUGAGUGAGCCAGCUUGCGCCCACGCCCUAGAGGCCUUGGCUACUCUGCUGCGCCCACGGUACCUGGACCUGCUUGUCUCCAGCCCAGCUCUCCCCUUACCAACAGACUUCCUCAACUCAGAGCCUGAGCCCUUGGAGCGUUUUGGACGACGCUUCCCCUUAGCCCCAGGAAGGUGCCUGGAAGAGUUUGGUGCCUUCUAUGUGGGAGGCUCUGAGGCCAGCCCUAGCCCUGAUCUUGACCCAGAUCUGAGUCGACUGCUCUUGGGCUGGGCUCCAGGGAAACCCUUCUACUCUUGCUGUCCAGACACAGGACAGUCUCAGGAUGAGAGUGUUCGGGCUGGGAGGCUAAGGGCACGCAGACACUACCUGGUGGAGAAGGCCAGAGAUGCCCGUGUAGUGGGAGUGCUGGCAGGCACAUUGGGUGUGGCCCGAUACCGUGAGGCCCUGGCACACAUUCGGAACUUAACUCAGGCUGCUGGUAAGCGAAGCUAUGUGUUGGCCCUGGGGCGGCCCACCCCUGCCAAACUUGCCAACUUCCCUGAGGUGGAUGUCUUUGUGCUUUUGGCCUGUCCUUUGGGCGCUUUGGCCCCCCAGCCUUCUGGUGGCUUCUUCAGACCAGUGUUGGCACCAUGUGAGCUGGAGGCUGCCUGCAAUCCUGCUUGGCCUCCUCCAGGACUGUCCCCCCACCUCACACAUUACGCGGACUUGCUGCCUGGCUCUCCCUUCCAUGUACCCCUCCCACCACCUGACUCAGAACUGUGGGACACUCCAGAUAUGUCACUCAUUACUGGUGAGCUCCGGCCUCCACCUGCCCGGAAGCCAUCAAAUGCCCCUGAGUGUUCAGCCCUGAGUCCGCGGCCUCAACUGGAACUGGCUGAGAGUAGCCCUGCAGCUUUGUUCCUCAGUACCCGGAGCUGGCAGGGACUGGAGCCCCGCCUGGGUCAGACACCAGUGACAGGAGCUGUGAGUGGAAGACGAGGAAUUGCCAUCGCCUAUGAGGAUGAAGGAAGCAGUUGA